CUUUCCCCCAAUCUCUAGAACCCUAAAACCGACAGCUUCAAUUCAAACCUGCAAUUGUAACAGUACAUCUAGAAACAGUUCAGUAAGCUCCAAAUGUCACCCCCAUAACUCCCAACUGAAGCAUUCAUUCCAACACCAUGGCCGGUCCCCUUUUACCUCAACUGCCACUGACCACCUCCAUUAAUAUGGUAGUUGUUUGUUCACUUGUAGCAACAAAGUCCAUGCAAAAUUAAACACGACUGUUUCAAGUGUAACAUCAUAAAAGUCUCCCCUCUAAUAACUCAUCAUAUCAGUACAGAUCCCCACAUCAGAUGAUGAAAUGCCGUUCCUUUUCUUCCAAGAGAUCGAGCUCGAUAUGGUAUCAUAACCUGGUACAUUAAUCGAAUAUAGCUAGGAAAUUCCCGAAAAAUGUCAUAUACGAGCCAAGAAGGUAGAUAAGGAUCUGUUAAUAAUCGACGGAAUGACAACAACAAAAAGUGAUUCACGGCUCUAAUGGACAAGAUGAUAAUCGGGUUGAGUUGAACAUCCCAAUCAAGUUCGAGCAUCUUACGUAAUGGCUGCAACCCAAAUGUAGAAUCAGUGUAUGUUAUCUGCUCUGCAAAUAUAGAAUCAUCUUCCUCAACCCCCAACUCCCGAGCCAAGGUACAAAACCAAAUCCAAAUGUCCCAUCAUUCCUCUGACGCCUUAAUUCUUUGAGACGAUCGUCGUUGCAGAAUUAAGUCUUUACUUCUUCACUUGGACUUUCUCAAGUCCCAUGCUGCCACCACUGAUCACAGUACCACUCUUCUUCCAACGUGUGUCCAGCUUCAUUAAUGGGAGAGAGCGACUGGGGCAGUUUGGCAGUGAGAAAUUCAAAGCGGUGGCUGCUAAUGUAGGUGUGUGUAACAAUGCUGUUAAGAGUGAUUCCCAGUACUAUCUUGAGAAGCCAUCUAUAAAUGCUCCCACCCACUCUCCCAACUCCAUAUAACCCUUUGCCAUAUCAGUCAAAGAACACCCAUCUCAGCUCUGUUUGUAGUGGAUCAAAAGAGGAAACAAUAUGAAGUCCAAUCCCCUCUACAUUCUUGGCUUUCUCACAGUUGCACUUGUGGCUAGCCAUGCUGCAUUACCGCCGGAACUCUACUGGAAAUCUGUCCUGCCAAACACACCCAUGCCAAAAGCUGUUAGUGAUCUUCUGGAGCCAGACUUCCUGGAAGACAAGAGCACAGCUGUGAGCGUCGGUGCCGGCGGAGUCAACGUCGACACAGCCAAAGGGAAGCCGCCAGGCGGCACAACGGUAAACGUUGGAAAGGGCAGCGGCGUGAACGUGAACACCGGCAAGGGAACUCAUGUCACCGUCGGAGGCAAAGGCGGAGGAGUUGGUGUCAACACCGGGAAGCCCGGGAGUCGAACGAACGUCGGCGUCGGCAAAGGCGGAGUUGCUGUCAACGCCGGGAAGCCUGGUGGCAGAACUAACGUCGGCGUAGGCAAAGGCGGUGUUGGCGUCAGCACCGGGAAGCCCGGCGGCAGAACAAACGUCGGCGUAGGCAAAGGCGGAGUGUCAGUACACACAGGGAAGAAAGGGAAAAGGCCCGUUUACGUCGGAGUAAAACCGGGGAAAAACCCCUUCGUGUACAGUUACGCCGCCACCGCUGAUCAACUACACGGCAACUCCAACACAGCAAUCUUCUUCCUGGAAAAGGACAUCCAUCCUGGCAAAGUAAUGAACUUGGACUUCACCGAAACCCGCCACGUGUCCACCUUUUUACCUCGACAAGUGGCCGGCUCGUUCCCAUUUUCAUCCGGAAAGCUGCCCGAGAUCCUGAACCAAUUCUCGGUCGAACCGGAGUCUCAGGAAGGCAAGACGAUGAAGAACACGAUCGAGGAAUGCGAGAGCCCCGCGAUCAAAGGAGAGGAGAAGUACUGUGCCACGUCGCUCGAGUCCAUGGUCGAUUUCAGCACCUCGAAGCUCGGCAGGAACGUGGAGGCCAUCUCUACAGAAGUGGAGGACAGUGAAGUUCAGAAGAAGCAGGAGUAUGAGAUCAAAGAUGGAGUGAAGAAGCUGCCAGGUUACAGGUCUGUGGUUUGCCACAACCAGAAGUAUGCUUACGCUGUGUUCUACUGCCACACCACCCAGACCUCGAGGGCGUACGUCGUUCCUAUGGAGGGCGCCGACGGGAAGAAGGUGAACGCAGUCGCAGUGUGUCAUACGGAUACUUCAGGGUGGAACCCCAAGCAUUUGGCUUUCCAGCUGCUGAAAGUUAAACCAGGGAGCGUUCCAGUAUGUCACUUCCUUCCUCAGGAUCAUGUUGUUUGGGUUCCCAAAAAGUAAGGUUUAUCCUGCAGUAAAAACAAAUUCCAAACACGGCCCAGUUGUAUCGGUCAGCUCAGGAUAGCUACAGUUGGAGUGUUGUAAGGUUUUCUUAUUAAUAAUGUACUCGUCAAAUUUACUACAGUCACGUUAUGUACACUUAAAAUGCUUUGCUUUCACAGUGGACGAAUAUACUAUAGUCUAUACGUUUAGUAAUAAAACAACCAGCCUUAUUUGUCUAAUUUGCAUGGGGAGUUACAGUAAAACUAAAGUACCAGUAGGAUAUCCAAGAGUAAUGAGGGAGUUUAGAUCAAAGACGUUAAUGGG
Linum tenue is the source of this 2614-nucleotide messenger RNA. The record is from the annotation of a GenBank genome assembly. Lineage: Eukaryota; Viridiplantae; Streptophyta; Magnoliopsida; Malpighiales; Linaceae.